AUGGUUGAAAUUGUUGGAUUAAUAUCAGGUGGAAAAGAUUCAAUUUAUAAUUUAAUUGAAUGUGUUAGAAAUGGACAUAAGAUUGUAGCAUUAGCAAAUUUAAAACCACCAAAAACCAAUUCUUCUGAAGAAUUGGAUAGUUUUAUGUAUCAAACAGUUGGUAAUAAUUUAAUUGAAAUCAUUGCCAAGGAAUGUUUAGAAUUACCAUUAUACCAAAUUGAAAUCAACGGUACUGCAAUUAGCAGAGAAACCGAUACUUAUAAUGAAGAGUUAGAAGUGAAUUCAAAAGAUGAAGUUGAAGAUUUACACACCCUUUUAAAACUAGUUAAAGAGAGUCACCCAAAUAUCAAAGGUGUGUCAUGCGGCGCCAUUCUGUCAACCUAUCAAAGAAUCAGGGUUGAGAAUUGCUGUUCACGACUAAACCUCACAAGUUAUUCAUACCUUUGGAAUAGGAAUCAAGAUGAGUUACUAAGAGAAAUGAUUGAUUGUAAAAUUGAGGCUAUUAUAAUCAAAGUUGCAUCAAUGGGAUUAGUAGCUGAGAAGCAUUUACUAAAAUCGAUAACUCAACUUUACCCAACACUGUAUUCAUUAAACCAAAAAUUUGGCGUCCACAUUUGUGGUGAAGGUGGUGAAUAUGAAUCGAUCGUAAUCGAUUGUCCUCUAUACAAAAAGCGUAUAAACAUCGACCAAUACCAAACAAUCAUUCAUUCUGAUGAUGCUUUCUCUCAAGUUGCCUAUGCAUCAAUCUCAAAAUAUUCAACAACUGAAAAAUCAACUCAACAAAUAAUUCAAGAUUCAAUUUAUUUAAAUUCAAAUUAUUUAAAUAGAAAUUUAAAUAAUUUAAAAAAUUUUAAUGAAAAUCUUUUAAUUCCAACUUUAAUUUCAAAUUCAACAAAUGAUCAAACAAAUUCAACAAAUUCAACAAAUUUUAAUUUUUUAGAAUCAAAUUUAAAUAUUGAAUAUUCUUUAAAUUUAAUAAAGAAUAAAAACUUUUUUAAUUUAUCUUCAACUACAACAAAGAUUAAUGAUAAUGAUAUUGAUAAUGAUAAAGAUGAUUACAAUAUUGGUGAAUUAUUAGAUAAAGCUUUAUUAAAUAUUUCAAAUAUAUUAAAAGAGAAUUCAUUAUCAAUUGAUCAAUUAUUAUAUGUUAAUCUUUAUAUUUCAGAUAUGAAAGAUUUUUCAAUUGUUAAUCAAUACUAUUAUAAAUAUUUUAAAAAUAAUCCAGCAUCAAGAGCAUGUAUUGAAAUUCCAUUAUCAAAAAAUGAUAAAACUAAAUUUUUAAUUGAUUGUAUUGGUGCAAUUGAAAAAAAAUCAAAUCUUCAUGUUCAAUCCAUUAGUAAUUGGGCACCAGCUUGUAUUGGUCCUUAUUCACAAGCAAAUCUAUAUAAAGGCUUCACAUUUUUAGCUGGUCAAAUCUCAAUGAUACCAAAUAAUUUGGAUUUAAUUAAAUAUUCUAAAGAUUUAACUUUUAUCAUUAAUACAAAUAAUAAUAAUAAUAAUGAUAUAAAUAAUCAAUUAGAGAUUGAAAUCCAACAAAUUUUAUUAAACACAUAUAAUUUAUUAGAUUGUUUAAAUAUUAGUUUUAGUAAUGUAAUUCAGUCAACAAUUUUCAUUUCAAAUGAAAUCGAUUCAACAAUGUUUGAAAAUAUAAUUAAUUAUUUAAAACAAUUCUUUAUUGAUAAUAAUAAUGAUAGUGGCAGUGAUGGUAGUAUUAGUUUAAUUCAAAUAUUUAAAAUUCCAAAAUUACCAAAAAAUUCAAAUAUUGAAAUUUUAUUCACACUUUUUAAAGAACCUGAAAUUAUUCAAAAUGACUUAACUUAUGAUAAUAUUGAUCAAUAUGAAGAAAAUAAAAAUAAUAAUAAAAAUAAUAAUAAUACAAAUCCGAUGAAAUUAGAAAUUAAUGAUAAUAGAGGAAUUACAUUAAAAAUUUCAAAUUCAAAUUCAUUUAUUCAUUCACAAUUUAAUAAUUUAAAAAGUGAUAUUAAAUUUGAAGAUUACAUUAAUCAAUUAUUUUUGGAAAUUCAAUCAAUAUUAAAUCAAACUAGAAAAUCAAUAAUUUAUAUUAAAUUUUAUUAUUUAAUUUCAUUUGAUAUAAAUAAACUCAUAGAAUUAUUAUCAUCAUCAUCAUCAUCAUCAUCGUCAUCAUUAAAAUCAAUUGAUCAAGAAAUUGGACAACAAUACUUAAAAUUAUCAAGUUUCAUUCCAAUCCUUGAUUCAAUUGAUCACAAUCAAUUAUCUUGUGAAAUCUUUAUAAAUUAA
Dictyostelium discoideum AX4 is the source of this 2259-nucleotide messenger RNA. Its product is annotated as endoribonuclease L-PSP domain-containing protein. The record is from RefSeq and is a predicted model, not a curated record. Gene Ontology annotation, molecular function: diphthine-ammonia ligase activity. Lineage: Eukaryota; Evosea; Eumycetozoa; Dictyosteliales; Dictyosteliaceae. The coding region runs from base 1 to 2259 and encodes 752 amino acids. The transcript has a single exon.